GACGAAGAUGCCACCGCUGUGCCGGCGUCCGAGCCGCCACGUCCUUCUUCUCCUACUGGCCAUGCUGCUGCCCUCGUCACCCCCGGCCCGCGCCCCCGCGCCCCCGGGCCCCGCCGCCGCCCUACUCCAGGCUCUCGGGUUUCCCGAUGUGCCCCGGGGCGCCCCCAAGUCCCGGCCUGUACCCCCUGUCAUGUGGCGCCUUUUCCGCCGCCGGGACCACCAGGAGGCCAGGGCGGGCCCUCGGAGGACGCCCCUGGGGACUACCCUGCGGCCGUGCCAUAUGGAGGAGCUGGGGGUCGCCGGAAACAUCGUGCGCCACGUCCCGGACCGCGGCGCGGCCGCCCGGCCCCCGGAGCCCGCCUCAGCUGCGGGACAGUGCCCUGAGUGGACCGUCGUCUUCGACCUGUCGGCCGUGGAGCCAGCCGAGCGCCCGAGCCAGGCCCGCCUGGAGCUGCGCUUCGCGGCUACAGAGGCGACGGCGGGGACGGCGGGCGGCUGGGAGCUGAGCGUGGCGCCGGCGGGCGCGGGCCCCGGGCAGGUGGUGCUCCGCCAGGCGGUGUCCGCCCUGGGAAUGCCGGUGCGCGCCGAGCUGCUGGGCGCCGCCUGGGCCCGCAACACCUCGGCGCCGCGCAGCCUCCGCCUGACUCUGGCGCUGCGUCCCCGGGCUCCCGCUGCCUGCGCGAGCCUGGCCGAGGCCUCGCUGCUGCUGGUGACCCUCGACCCGCGCCUGUGCCACCCCCUGGCCCGGCCGCGGCGCGAGGCCGAGCCCGCAGUGGGCGGCGGCCCUGGGGGCGCGUGUCGCGCGCGGCGGCUCUACGUGAGCUUCCGCGAGGUGGGCUGGCACCGCUGGGUCAUCGCGCCACGCGGCUUCCUGGCCAACUACUGCCAGGGCAAGUGCGGGCUGCCCGCCGCGCUGUCCGAACCCGGCGGGACGCCCGCGCUCAACCACGCUGUGCUGCGCGCGCUCAUGCACGCGGCCGCCCCUAGCGCCGCCGCCGGCCUUCCCUGCUGCGUGCCCGCGCGCCUGUCGCCCAUCUCCGUGCUCUUCUUCGAUAACAGCGACAACGUGGUACUGCGGCACUACGAAGACAUGGUGGUGGAUGAGUGCGGCUGCCGCUGACCGGGGGCGGGCGGGAGAGGGCAACAAUAAACACUGCGUGGUCCGCUCUGCUGCCUUCUCGGGUCUUGUCACCUGGGAGUGGGGACGGAAGCAGCUAUGUCCAUCACCAUCGACCACCAGGAUGGUGGGUGGAGGUCCUACAAGUGACGCCGCCGGCGCAGCCUUCCCAGAACCCAUCUCUAGGGGGCCCAACGUCUAAUGUACACGGGCCCCAGGAACUGACCCUGCGUAGGCCCAGAUUCCCCAACUCCCGUCCCUGCUGCACAGGUUUGGCCCGUCUCAGCUUUGCCGUUGAGGUGGCUCCGAAUCCCCCACCCCCAACCAAGCAGAACCCCAAACCAAGUGCUCUGCCACCCCCUGUAGUUAUCCAGCCCCAGUGUGAAUGCAGAGCUGUUUAUUAAGAUUUUAUUGGUGACAAAAGAAGUUAAAACAAAUUGACCGAAAAUCAAA
Molecule: messenger RNA, 1570 nt
Organism: Globicephala melas (long-finned pilot whale)
Lineage: Eukaryota; Metazoa; Chordata; Mammalia; Artiodactyla; Delphinidae
Gene: GDF1
Product: growth differentiation factor 1
Cellular component (GO): extracellular region
Molecular function (GO): cytokine activity; growth factor activity
Source: RefSeq, a predicted model, not a curated record